Molecule: messenger RNA, 333 nt
Organism: Paramecium tetraurelia
Lineage: Eukaryota; Ciliophora; Oligohymenophorea; Peniculida; Parameciidae
Exons: 2
Source: RefSeq, a predicted model, not a curated record
AUGCCUAACUGCACUAAAGACAUUAGAAUUAAUCAAAAUAUGUAAUUAUAUAAAUAUACAAAAAUAUUGUGGAUAUUAAGUAACAAAAAUUAUGGAAGCUUAUUUUCUACGUACAACGAUUUUAGAUUAUUUGGAGGAGCUGACACAUUUGGAGCAAAUACAAUAAUAUCUAGAUAUGUUUCUUUGCCUCCUCAUCAUUAAAUCAAAGUAACUUUUGAAUUUUUGAAGAAUUUCUAAAAUAAAAGUAGAUUGGAUAUUGGGAUAAUGAAUUUGUCAAAAAGUUAUAAUUGGACAGAGAGCAACGGAUUAAAGUGGAUGUGGAAGCAAAAAUGA